Protopterus annectens (West African lungfish) is the source of this 2953-nucleotide messenger RNA. It is a transcript of the gene ASIC1, whose product is annotated as acid sensing ion channel subunit 1. Gene Ontology annotation, biological process: sodium ion transmembrane transport. The transcript is spliced from 10 exons. Gene Ontology annotation, cellular component: membrane. The record is from RefSeq and is a predicted model, not a curated record. The coding region runs from base 407 to 1993 and encodes 528 amino acids. NCBI's taxonomy places the organism in Eukaryota, Metazoa, Chordata, Ceratodontiformes, Protopteridae.
CAGAAGAGCUAAGCGACGAGAGAGAAGCUGCAGUUGGGAGUUCCGUGCAGUGAUGGAACAGGAUGACCGAAAGCUGCUGGGGGGUUUCAAGACUUGCACUUUUUAAGUGCCAUCCACAGUUGAACUCCUGGAUUUCUUGAUAUUUCUCCUCUUAGAUGAAAAACAAGCUACUGACUCUAGGAGAGAAAAGCUGCAUUGAAAGCAGCCUCCCCAUCUUUCUGCCUGUCUCUGUCACCCUCCCUCACACUCUUCCUUUCUCCCUUUCUAUCUUUUCUUUCCCUUCAAUUUGUUUUGUGCGUGUCUUUUCUCUUUCCUUCUGUACAGUUGUAUUGCUGUGAAGGUAGUGGUUUUUAUCUGUCUUUCCAAAUAAUGGGAAGGGUCCCAGUGCUGGAGACACUUAAAUAAUAUGGGCCACCUGUCCAAAGAGAAAGAUUCUCUACAGGAAUUUACCAGGAUUUUACUGAAUCACAGCACUUUCCAUGGGAUUAAGUACAUUUUCUCAGGACGGCUCUCCUGCUCACGCCGGAUCAUAUGGUUGUUGGCGUUUAUGAUAUCUCUAGGUCUUCUUUUCACAUGGUCUUCAAACAGACUUAGGUAUCUUCUGUCGUCCCCAGUUCAUACUAAGGUCCAUGUAGUAUAUGCUAAGAACCUGACAUUCCCGGCUGUCACUAUAUGUAACAACAACUUGCUACUAUUGCGACGGAUGACCAAGUCAGACCUAUACUUGACUGGCUACUGGCUUGGAUUACUUGAUGAGAAGCUGAAGGUUCGACCAGUAGCUAGAGAGAUUUUGAAUGAUGAGCGCUGGAAGUGGUUGGAGAAGUUCUUGGAUUUCUCAUUCUACCUGCCCCCUAGGGAUAAGGACAAUGUUAUGUUUCACCUUAUAGACCGCCUCGGACAUCAGAUUGAGGAAAUGUUGUUAGAAUGCAAAUUCCAGGGAGAUUUGUGUGGACCCCAUAACUUCUCAACAGUGUUCACCAGAUAUGGCAAAUGUUACACCUUUAACUCAGGGCGAGAUGGAAAACCCAUAAAGACCACUAUGAAAGGUGGGACUGGCAACGGCCUGGAGUUGAUGUUGGAUAUUCAGCAAGAUGAGUACCUCCCAGUGUGGGGUGAGACAGAUGAAACAUCUUUUGAAGCUGGGAUAAAAAUCCAGAUUCACAGUCAGGAAGAGCCACCGUUUAUUGACCAGCUAGGAUUUGGUGCUGCUCCAGGGUUCCAGACGUUUGUAUCCUGCCAAGAACAAAGGUUGAUUUACCUUCCCCCACCUUGGGGUGACUGCAAAUCCACACCAAUUGACUCUGAUUUCUUCGACACAUACAGUAUAACAGCUUGUCGAAUAGAUUGUGAAACAAGGUACCUUGUGGAAAACUGUAAUUGUCGGAUGGUACAUAUGCCAGGGGAUGCACCAUACUGUACUCCUGAACAAUACAAAGAAUGCGCUGAUCCUGCAUUAGAUUUCCUGGUGGAGCGGGAUAGUAGUUACUGUGUGUGUGAAACACCGUGCAAUAUGAUCAGAUACAACAAGGAACUGUCUAUGGUGAAAAUUCCCAGUAAGGCAUCAGCCAAGUACCUUGCGAAAAAGUACAACAAAUCCGAGCAGUAUAUUGCAGAGAACAUUCUUGUGCUGGACAUUUUCUUUGAGGCAUUGAACUAUGAAACCAUUGAACAGAAGAAGGCUUAUGAAGUGGCAGGAUUAUUAGGUGACAUCGGUGGUCAGAUGGGCCUCUUCAUAGGUGCCAGUAUUCUAACAAUAUUGGAACUGUUUGACUAUGUCUAUGAGGUGCUAAAGCACAAAUUUUGUCGACUUUUCAAAUGUAAAAAGCAGCAUAGGAAGAACAACAAUGACAAAGGAGUAACGCUGAGCUUGGAUGAUGUGAAACUUCAUAAUCCAUGUGAGAGUAUAAGGGGGCACCCAGCGGGCAUGACAUACACAGCAAACAUUCUACCUCACCACCCAGGCCGAGGAACCUUUGAAGACUUUACCUGUUGAUGCAGCACAAAGGAACGGAAUGUCAGGGAUUUCCAAGGAGAAUGGAAUCACCCAAAGGGAUAUGAGAGAUGCACUACCCAAACUACCAAAGUCGUGUAGGAAAAGGAAAACAAAGCAGCCUUUGGCAGGCGUGGCAAGUGAACAAUAUAGCAGUUCACAGGAACACUCUUUGGCGAUUCUUGCAUAGUUAAAGAAACUUUGUGGAAGAAAGGAAGAAAAUAUUUUACUUUGAUUUCAAAUCAUAUUACAGGUUUUAUAUCAAUUUUAUAUUCUCAGAUGACUGUGAAUGCCUCGUUAGAUUCCUACAGUUGUCUUGCCUAAAAGUUUAGCAGUUAUGUUUGACAUUUUGUGCUGUUAUAUACCAUGACAUUUAAAAUGUAUCUUUGCUAGAAUGCUGUUAGUACAUACCAUGGUACCCAGGCUAGCCAGCCACCCUCCUUGGGAUUGUAUGCUUUGUUUACCAUCUAGAGCACUGACAUUUACCCAAGAUGCACCAUUUUAUGAGCAGAACAAAUCUGGUUGUCAGCAUUCACUUAAAUACAAUGCAUACGUAACUUUCAAACAGCACUGAGCUAUUCCAUUUCUUGUUUCAGAAUGUUUCAUAGACAUUUAAUUAAGAUACCAACUCACCUAGGACAUAUAUGAGAGAAACAUCAUGUACAUUUUGCCUAAAGUCUUUCUGAAUAAAAAAAAAAUUCAAAACAUGUUUGAUAAUCACAGUGGUGUGAAAGCGACCGAAGGGACUACAGUUACAUAGCAGUGUGGUGAACAUGAAUGUAGUCUUGGACAGACAAUGUAAGAUCUGAUUAGCAGAGCUGCUAUAAAAUCAUGACGCACUGAAAAUACAAACAGUUUGUCAAAGAUGGUGACUCUGAUGUUUGAGACAAUCUACUAGUGUCCUAGUAAGAAAGCAUGCAGUUACACAAUAAAAAGGGUAAUACAGGCAAACUGUGAAACUAA